Vicugna pacos (alpaca) is the source of this 1879-nucleotide messenger RNA. RefSeq names its product nicotinamide nucleotide adenylyltransferase 3 (gene NMNAT3). Gene Ontology annotation, cellular component: mitochondrion. Gene Ontology annotation, biological process: NAD+ biosynthetic process. The record is from RefSeq and is a predicted model, not a curated record. Gene Ontology annotation, molecular function: nicotinate-nucleotide adenylyltransferase activity; nicotinamide-nucleotide adenylyltransferase activity. NCBI's taxonomy places the organism in Eukaryota, Metazoa, Chordata, Mammalia, Artiodactyla, Camelidae.
UGUUUCCCUCUGACUCCGCCCACCGCGGGGAGCCCCGUAAGCGCGGGGUCAAGUUCGUCUUUGCCCCGCCCCCCAGCGUUGGGGCGGGGCGGACAGGUCUCGGGCUGCCCCACCGUAAAGGGCGGUGCGUUUGGAGGCCUGGCGCGGUCCCCGCCGGGCCUUGGGUGCUGGGCCGGGCACGGGCGGAGAGAGAGCCCGGGUUCGGCGCGGCCGAGUCCCCAGUCCUCUGAAGUCCCCCGAGGCUCACCGAGCGCCUCUGUGGAGUCCCGCGACGCGCAGGCAGGGUGGCUGCUGCAGCAAGUGUCGAUGUGCCUGACGAGAUGAAGAGCCGGAUCCCUGUGGUGCUCCUGGCCUGUGGCUCCUUCAACCCCAUCACCAACAUGCACCUCCGCUUGUUCGAGGUUGCCAGGGACCACCUUCACCAAACAGGAAGGUACCAGGUGAUCGGGGGUAUCAUCUCUCCGGUCAACGACCACUACGGGAAGAAAGACCUCGCCGCUGCCCGGCACCGGGUGGCCAUGGCCCGGCUGGCCCUGCAGACGUCCGACUGGAUCCGAGUAGACCCCUGGGAGAGCGAGCAGACGCAGUGGAUGGAGACGGUCAAGGUGCUGAGGCAUCAUCGCAACGAACUGCUCAGAUCUCUGCCCAAGACAGAAGGCGCAGACCAAGGCAGAGCCGCCUCCCCGGCCCCCGCAGCUGUGCCUGAGCUGAAGCUCCUGUGCGGGGCAGAUGUGCUGAAGACCUUCCAGACCCCCAACCUCUGGAAAGAUGCACACAUCCAGGAGAUAGUGGAGAAGUUCGGCUUGGUGUGUGUGGACCGGGUAGGGCAUGACCCAAAGGGGUACAUCUUGGGCUCGCCCAUCCUGCAGAAGUACCAGGACAACAUCCACCUGGCCAGGGAGCCUGUGCAGAACGAGAUCAGCGCCACGUACAUCAGGAGGGCCCUGGCCCAAGGGCAGAGCGUGAAGUACCUGCUCCCAGACGCCGUCAUCUCCUACAUCAAGGAGCACGGCCUCUACACCAGGGACACCAGCACGGAGAGGAAUGAAGAUUAGAUGGGCUGGACCAGCCCUUCCUCCCCCACCGAGCUCCUCCUGAGGACAGCCGGCUAAGGUCUUGGUUUUUGUUCAUUUUUCCAUUUUUCAUUUGGUCUGUUUCAACAGCAGUUUUGCUUCUGAGGAGUCUUCUGUGCCAGGAAGAGAUACCUUCUUUUGGGAGGAGCAAACGUCUAUAUCACAAGGAGGGACAUUUAUCAUAGACGUUAAAAUGGUGUGGCAGGUCACUGGGGUUAGGCAAGAGCUCUCAGAACCUCUGGUUGAAGAGAUCUUAUUUUGUAAAUGGUAGUUUUGGCUGCGCACUGAAGGUUCUGCACGUGACAGGGACCACUGAGGGUCAGAUCGGAAUUGCCCACAAUGUGUUUUUCUAACCAGGACCAGGUGCAGCUUGCCGGUCUUGAUUGGAGAGGCUUGACAGGAUGCUAAUUACCAAACAGUGGGCUUUGUCAAUGCAUUGCUUCAACAGAAUAACACUCUGUCAAGGUGUCAAGAAUUUGGAAGCGGCACUUUGCUGAUUUACAUUGAAUCUUCCCUUACAAACCACUGUCUGCCUGCCUACUGGCCAUCGAUAGAAUUUAAACUUAAGUCUUUCUAAGUAGUGAUACUCAAACAAUAUUUUUGAUACAGUAUAUAUAUUUUUUUCUAAUACAGCUAAUCUAUGAAUGCUAGCACUCCCGAUUUCCAGGUUUGUAAAAAGGAACUGAGGUAAAACAGAGGCCUUGACUAUUUUAGAGGAUCUUCUUGAAUGUUUUAUGACUGCCUGCCUGUUUGAAUAUUGGCAGAGGGAUAAAUAAUAAAUUGACAUCAAAAAGUGCUAAUGAAAA